Molecule: messenger RNA, 5871 nt
Organism: Magallana angulata
Lineage: Eukaryota; Metazoa; Mollusca; Bivalvia; Ostreida; Ostreidae
Product: phospholipase DDHD1-like
Exons: 14
Coding region: 179-2293 (704 amino acids)
Cellular component (GO): cytoplasm
Molecular function (GO): metal ion binding; glycerophospholipase activity
Source: RefSeq, a predicted model, not a curated record
GUGAAGGUCGUUGGACCAAAGUCCGAAUUUUGACAGUUGUGUGUUACAGACGACAUAUGUUGACGACUUGAUUGCAGACUGACGACUUGGUUGCAGACUACCACGGUUCAUGAAAUGAAAACAUAUAUUUUAUAGCAUAUGGAGAGGGGGAGUUGACAAUUUUGUGCUUUGAAGCGACAUGACGAGCGAGUUUGCAUCGCUGGGUGAUGGCAUUGGAAGUUCUAGAAACACCUCUUCUUCGCGAAGUUCCAAUGAUCAUAGGCUUUAUCCGAGUUUGUUUCCUUCGGACGAUGAGACAGAAGAUGACAAUACGAGUGAAUUUUCAGCAGACAGUGAAGCAAGAGCAACUCCACCUUUAGUAAGAUUAAAAAACCCGCUAUUCCCUAAAAAAGAGUAUGUUGACAAGUUGAGACCAGAGGAAAUCCGGUGGUUCUACAAGCAAGAAGGAGAUAAGGAAUGGACACCAUUUAUUGGUUAUGAUUCUCUGAGAAUAGAAUGUAGAUACCGAGCGUUACAAACUGUCGAGGAUGAACAAGAAAUUGACAAUGAUGUUAUACUGGUUCGCGGUGGCCUCUAUCAAGUAGAUGUUGCUAAAAGGAAGUGCACACCUGUGUAUUGGUCAGGUGACUUAUCAGACAUCACACAGGGACUCUGGUUUUAUGAAUACAAUGGACAGCCAUUAGAAGAUAACUUUGGAGUGCCAAUAGAAACGGAACAUGUUGCUAAAUUUCUGGGACAUAAGAUAGAGGAAGAGCACCCAUCUCCACAAAGGUCAAGGCCAGUUCUCCAUCGCAUAAAAUUUACUGACUUUUACAUUGAGUGGAAUUCUCCCAAUGACACUUACCUGUACAGUGAGGCAGCCUCCUCGCGAUUUGUCCGCGGCUUUAAGAAGAAACUUGGAAUGCAAAAAGCUGGCACCAGGUUACUACGAGGCUACAAAUAUGAAGCAGUUAUGGAUGAUAAGCCUGCCGACAUUUCUCAUCUUGUGUUUGUUAUUCACGGCAUUGGGCAGAAGAUGGAAACCGGAAACAUUGUCAAGAGAGCGAAAGAAUUGAGAGAGAAAGUAUCACAGAUGAAAGCCAAGCAUUUUUGUUUGAUUGAGAAUACUUCACAGAGGGCUGAGUUUUUACCUGUGGAGUGGAGAUCUAGCUUAAAACUAGAUGGAGACAUGGUGGAUUUGAUAACACCACACAAGAUGAGAGGAAUGCGGUCCCUUCUCAACAACAGUGCAAUGGACAUUUUGUAUUAUACCAGUCCCCUGUACAGAUCAGAGAUAACCCACAGUUUACAGAAUGAACUGAAUCGACUGUUUGAGAUGUUUUGUGCCAGAAAUCCUUACUUCCAGGUCAAUGGAGGAAAAGUCUCCAUUGUGGCCCACUCUCUAGGUGCUGUGAUUUCCUAUGACAUCAUCACUGGCUGGAAUCCUAUUCAGCUCUAUGAUCAGUUUGUCAACUCUGUUAUUGAAGGUGAGCAACAAGACUCCGAUUCCAGUGAAAUCAAGGAAGAAAUACACGAGGCCAGGCAAAAGGCCACUGCAGUUGAAUCCAUUCUCAAAGAUGUUCAAGAGAAGCAUAAACAAAAAAGUGGACCUACACUUUCUUUCACGAUAGAGAACAUGUUUUGCCUGGGAUCUCCUCUGGCGGUGUUCCUGGCUUUGAGAGGAUUCCGACCUCAGGGAAAGGGAACCCUAGAUCACAUAAUGCCUUCCAGUCUCUGUAAACGCCUCUUCAAUAUAUAUCAUCCAUAUGACCCUGUUGCUUAUCGACUUGAACCUCUCAUUCUGAAGCACUACUCUACCAUCAUGCCUCUGCCGAUUCACCGCUUUGACCACAAGCAGAAGGAACCCUACAACCAGAUGAAAACCAAAGCCUACGCAGCAUUUAAACCGUCAGCAGAAAAAAUCACAGACAAAGGUGAUCCGGUAGAGGGCGCUGAUAACAAUGACUCUUCUCCACAGCAUAGUCGCGACUCCUCACCCUCUCGUAACCAAGGCUUUUCUGUUUUUAAAUGGUUGAAAGGAAAAGAAUCAGAAGAUAUGUCUGCUGAGCUAAAGAUGCUGGAAAAAAUGGAAGAGGAUGUGCAGGAAAUCGAAAAAUCCAUCAAAGAGCGCAAAGAGGUUCUUCAAGAAAUUGACCAAACAGAUUUGGAGUACAGAAUAGAUUACCAGUUGAGGGAAGCCAGUUUCUCCAACAGCUACAUCUCCAUGCUGACCUCUCACACUUCAUACUGGACGGAUAGAGACGUGGCUUUCUUUGUUCUGUCGCACAUUCAUCCAGAACUUCAGGAUUUAUGACAGCCUAGAUCUGCAGAAUUCCAUUUGAAAACACUGUAUUACAAUUUUAUAAUCCAAGUGUACAAAUCCUGUUGUUUGUAUUUAUCCUUGUUUUUUAAGCCUACAAAUUUUUGUUCCAAAAGAAUUUUUUUUUACAAUCAUAUAUUGUGCUUCUAUCUGCUCGAUGGUUACUGUAAUCCAAAGUCUUUCAAGGAUCACAAUGUUUUCCUCAAUUUAUACAUGUACAUUUACCUUGCAAAACUGUAACUGCAUUAUACUAUGAAUCAAGAUAGGUUAAAUAUUUAGAUGCUUAAGACUGAUUUAUACAUGACACAAGAUGGUAGCUACGUUAGCAACAUAAAACCCUUUUUUCCGGUAGAUUAAUAUUACCAGGUCCAUGUUGUAAACUCUCUGUUUAUUUGUUAAUAACACAGCAAAAUUGUAGUAAACAUUUUCAGUGCUAAAUUGUGCUCAAACUUUGAAGUUUGAAGUUCAGUCAUUGAGUUAAUGUACGUGUAGACCAGUAUCUUUUACAUUGUCUCUCGAGAGAUGGGUUUUCCAGCCCGCUAGGAUGAAUGUGUUCAACAGUUCUCAGUAAUUUUGAUAAUAAAUGCUUUUGUUGUAAAAUGGUAUAAGAACCAUAUUAUUUGCAGGCAAAAGAGAUAAUCUAUGAGGAAGGUGCUUGUUGGAUUACCUGUAUUGUGUUUAUCAAGGUUGUAAAGUGUGAGGCUUUAUACACCUGCAAGUUAAAUACUCUUGGUGUAUAAUGACAUUAAGAUCUGUUAGUUAAUGAAUUUCAAAAGUAAAAAAUUUUUGGGGGUAUUAAAAUGUCAUUCUAAUAAUAAAAUGUCGUUUCGAUCAGAGGUCAGCCAUUUUGUGAUGAUGUGUUAUUUCACCUUAUGGCCAUAUAGAACAUUCAUCGUAUGAAUCAUUCAAGGCGGUGGGAUUUUUCACUCUAUGGAAUUUUAUUUAGGAAACCAUGUUAAUUUGUGGGAUUAUCCGUAGACUUUAUAUAUAUGUUGUUCAUAUUAGAGUAGUCUCUAGGACCACCUGGUAUCUAUGGUACAUGUAUAUGUAUACAUGCUCUAGUCUUGAUAAUCACAAUACCUCUCUACUAUUAUUCUAAACUACAUUGUUUUGUGGGAUUAUUGAUAUUAGAUUCUUUAUAUUUAAUUCAUGGUAAUACAGUAUCUACAUGAAGAUGCUGUUUUAUUAUUAGGCUGCCAGUGUGUUUUUAUUUUGUUGUUUGAUGAUGCUCGAUACAUUGAAGAUUUGAUGUUCAAAGAUUUUUACAAUGUGUUUGUUGUGUUAAGAAAUGAACUGUUUCUCUCUCUGAAUGACUUUUCAAAGUUUACUUCUUCUUUUUUUUUUAUUUGAGUUGUAUGCCAGUAUAUACUGUUAAAAAAAAUGACCAGAACUUAAACAUUCCACCUUGACAUGACAAUCGCAGUUUGUUUGUUGUAUAUGACCUUGGCCUCUGACUCAGUAUAUAUACCGGUAUCUAUAUAUUUAUAGAAAUCCAUGGACUGUUUUCAAAGGGUAAAUUUGACAAGACCUAAGAUUUUUUGGUUCACAGCUUUAUCUGAUGUUGUAGAGCAAAUGACAUGUCAUUUAUGGAUAUACUAUUAUACUAGCUAGUACCAUAUGUAGAAUAACUGCUUAAAGCACAAGACCAGUCUAACUGUUUGACUCAGAGGAAAAUAAUAUACACCUUGCCCUUUUGUUUGUGUCAAAUAUUCCUGUCGUUAACUCAGUCUGUGAUAUUUAUUUUUAUACCUUAUUUAUACAACCUACAAGAACUGUUCUUUGUUUCUUUAUGGAUUUGGUCAUGUUAUCAAUACAUGUAACUUUGUGUCUAUUUAGCCAUGCUGUUAUGUUAAAGUAUUACAAUUUAAUUAAGGCUGAUAGAGUUGACCGUUAUUGAUUGUUUCACCUGCUGUCAAACUGCAGUUUGUUGCUUUUUGUCACUUGCUAUCUUAUUCUGCUUCAAGCUGCUAUGGUGUACUACCUGGGCCACUGUAAAUUUCGCAUUGUAAUCUGUAUGUUCCAGUGAACGACAAUUUGCAGUUCACAGGCACCUGCUGUUAGUGAAGGAGUGAAAUUAAUUUUCAUCUACAUCGUCUGAUAUAUUUUGAAUUAGGGUAGUUUAUUUUUUUAAAUGUGUAAACUGCCCUACGUUAUGUUAUACAUGUGUAUUAUACUGUAGGUAAAAAAUGAAUUCAUUCCUUUCAGUUUUUAGCCUUAUUUAAGAGCAGAACAAAUACUCUUUCUUCUGAAAUUAGGGUUUGAAUGUAAACAAUUUUAAUGAUAAAUCAAUACACCCGUCCUACAUGUAAUGUAGGCAACAUUUCGAAUGCAUUGUAAGCACAUUUUAUUAGCCUAUUGAAUAAUGUGUUCCAACUGAGUUUCAUAUUUUUCUUUUAAUGAAAAGUUAACACAGUUACCUGUGAUGGAGCUGAAUCCAUUUAGGAACAGAACCAUCAGUCAUCAUAAAAAAAGGUCUAGAUAUUAUAUAAUUUAUUUCUUGUAUUAGUUUUUAUCUUCUCUGUUUGUUCACGUCUUUUAAGAACAUUUUUGAUGCUGAGCAACUUGGUUGUGUGCUAGUAAUCAUCCUGUUUAUAAUACAAAAUUUAAAUGUUCAUUUGAUAUUUUCUUCCAGCGAAAAUAAAUAUGAUAGUGUGUUUCUGGUUCCACAACUAACUUUUCAUUACUUACUGUUAUCCAUUUCAUCAGCAUGUUUUCUGGUACAUGUUUUUUACAGUCACAAAAACUGAAUGUUCUAUCUACAUUUCUACAGAUAUAUAAAGGAAUAACAAAUAUAGGAAAAUACAGACUUCGCUAUAACUGAGUUUCACUGUAUGUAUUUAAGAUGUUUCACGGGGUGGGUCAGACGAGGCGAAACAGCAAUAGAAUAUUAAAUGUACUUGAAAAAAAUAUGUUUUUAACAGUCCAUGAUUUUUUUUUAGGUUGGAAUAAGAAAAUGCUUAAUUAAAUAAAUAAGAGGUUGAACCUAAUGAAUCUUCUCGCUUGAAAAUUUGAUGCUUUUUCUUUUUAUCUGGCGUUACUUCAUUGCUAUUUUAGCCAUUAAGUUUGUUAAAUCAUUUUGGACAAAAACAAUUCUGUGGCGAUGGGUAGUUUGAGUAAUGAUUCAGGGUAUUUAUUGUGCAAUAAUUUUAAAGAUCAGUUUAUUGCAUACUUUGUUUUUACUUUUAUUGUCUAAUUCAAUUCGUGAAAACCACACAAUAUUAGGUCUCAUUCAAUAUGCAUGUACUCCUAUGAGCAGGUUGAAUUCGUUAGAAAAAUAAAUGUAACAGCACAAGUUUAUUUGUUUUAUCAGAAAUGUGGUGAAUUUCAAAUUUUGAUAACUUUUGGGUCCUCCCAACCGUAUACGAACACUGCUUGAGUUUAUCUUGAUUUUACUGUAUUUAACAGUUUUUGGCUCCUUGAACAAAACUGAUCAAGUUUGUCGCGAUAUAGUUACGUUCUAUAUUUUUGCAAAUGCUGGUUGCAAUAGAAGCUGUUUUCACUAUUUGUCAAGUUAUGCAUGUACAUGUAAAAUGAACAUUUAUUUUUAAAUAAAACUGAACUUUCAAUGCAAA